Anastrepha obliqua is the source of this 5951-nucleotide messenger RNA. It is a transcript of the gene koi, whose product is annotated as klaroid protein. Bases 528 to 3506 code for a protein of 992 amino acids. Gene Ontology annotation, biological process: nuclear envelope organization. Gene Ontology annotation, molecular function: protein-membrane adaptor activity. NCBI's taxonomy places the organism in Eukaryota, Metazoa, Arthropoda, Insecta, Diptera, Tephritidae. The transcript is spliced from 7 exons. Gene Ontology annotation, cellular component: nuclear envelope; meiotic nuclear membrane microtubule tethering complex. The record is from RefSeq and is a predicted model, not a curated record.
GCUCAGAUUGUGCCUGGGCAUUGUGCUGACUGAACGUGUACGAAUUGUUUUUCCUCGUAGAGUUUUGUGGUGCUGCGUCAUACCAUUAAUUUCAUUCGCUAUUCGUUAUUUUUCAUCAGUUUGUUGUUGAUCACACGCCAAAUAAGCUUGAAUUCAGUCCGCUCGCAUUUUGGCGCGCUUUUUGAUCCAUUUUGUUGUAUAGUAGAAUCAGUAACGAAAGUGUUUGAAAAAAAAAACACACACAACACAAAUACAAAAAAUAAGUGUAUAAAAAACGCGAUAACUACCAGUUGUCAGUUGAAUUUAAAAGCAAAUCGUCAUCAUCGCUACCCUGACUAACCAGGGUAGAGCAAUUGGAAGGAACUAUUGUUGAGGAAACCGUUGAGGUGACUUCAUCUAUUUCACCAACAAAACAAACCCAGAAGGCAAAAACAUCUGAUUAUUCCAGUGAAGAUACCAGUCCGGAGAGUAAAUCGAAAAAGAUCACAACCACAAUCAGUGAAGAAUCAUCACAGAAAUCUAAACAAAUGUCGUCCUCAGUAAAUAGGACCACCACCACCACUACAACCAACACAUCGGUGAUCACAAAGAGUAAACGCGCCGCUGCAACCUCCACCCCAAAGGCUAUACAAAACUACUUACUAGAAAGUUUUGCUUCACAAUUCACUGGUGGGGCCGGCUCCCAUAUUGCAGAACAGCGCUUCAAGGAAAUCACACAGAAUGCGCUGAACACAGAAUUUGAGCGUUCGCAGCGCUCAGCGGCUGCUGCGGGAUUGGGCAGCAAUAAUAGCAGCGCCAGUAAAUCAUAUAGUCACAUAUUGCACAACUCUAAUGGAGACCUUAGCGAUCACAUUGCAUAUCAGGAAUACAAACGUGCCGGCGAGUACUGGAAUACCACACCAAAAACGGAUUACACCUACUCGGAGCACUCGUCGUUUCGACGUGAAUUGGCGCCCGGCAUUGUGGCCAUGCCCAACAUGUCGCGCUAUGGUCUGAAAAAUCACAGUGAUCGCAUCAACUACAUGAUUGAACGUGAUCCUACACAAGAGGAAUUUAUACGCCGACGUUAUGAAUCGUCGCGGUAUGCACAAAACCGCAAAGCUACUGAGAAGCUUACCUAUGACUCUGGUGAUGAACUAGAUUACCAACUCGAUAGCUACCGUAAACGGCAAUAUAAUAGAUAUUUGCUAGAGAAUCAAGAAUCAUGGUAUAUGCGUAUAAUUACAACAAUCAUAACCACAAUCACCAGCGCGUGGACGAUGUUGAGUGGCGGAGGUGGUGUCGGUGGCGGUGGAGGAAUGGCCACAGGCUAUGACAGUUCAUCAUUCUACAGAACAAAACACGGGCAAGUGGAGCGAGGUUUCUUCGGCUCCAUUGCACAUGGCAUAUCAGCAUCCAUAUCUCGGCUAUUUCGUUAUGUUUAUCUAUUAAUUUCAUCUGUGCUAUGUUUGGAUACUUGGCUGCUUCAAUCAUCCAAUGCCGACGGUAAAGGCAAAAAACGUUUUCUGCUGCUUCUGUUGGUCUUAUUGCCAUUGUUGCUAUUGAGUGCGUGGUGGUUGCUCGGCCAGGAAGAGCGUACCUACUUACUUCAGCGUACGGAAGCAUUUGUGCCUCUUUCGAUGCUCGUUGGUUGGCAGAGUGCACUCUAUGCCAUUGGCAGCUCUUUUAAAGGUUACUUGCUACAGUUGCCUGAUAACGUGAAGAGCUCAGUCAGUCAGUAUUACACAAGUUAUGUAGGUGGCGCUGAAAGUGGUGGCGGUGAUGCGCAUCUGCAUAUUCACAAUAUCGAGCAACGUCUGCAAAAGGCUCUCACAACCGAGGAGUACGAAAAUAUAUUAAACCAUGUUAAUAGUUAUGUACAACAACUGAUCGAUUUGAAGUUGGCGAAACAGCAGAGAGAGCAGUCGGCCCAAGUAGAGCAACUGAGUCAGGCACAGAUACAGUUGAUUGUCCAGCUGAUGCGAGAGAAUUUAGAGCGUUUGUCAUUGGAGAAGCAACAGGGAAGUGACGACGUAAAAUUGGCUACGUUGAGUGAGGGAGAGGUGCUGCGACUGGCUGAAUUGGUGAGUGUACAGUUGGAAGCGAAAGGUUGGCUGGAUCGGCCGGUGUCACUUUCCGGCGAAAAUUUGAGAGAAAUAAAACGCCUAAUUACGGAGCAAAUGGAAAUGCAGGAGCACAAGCAUUACGUGCUAUUGCUGGAGCGCAUUGAUUUGGAUGCAUUAUUGGCGCGAAUUUUAAGUACACCUCAGUUUGGCAAGUAUGUAGAUGAGCGCAUCGCCACGGCGUUCGAGAGCAAACAAUGGCAAGCGGUAGUGACGAAGAAGUUACGCGAGGGUUCUGGUAACGGCGAAACCCAUAGCCAUCAACAGCGGUUGAUCGAUGAGUUGAACAACGAGAUCGCUUUCAUCAAGCUUGCCCUCUCCGAUAAGUUGAAUGAGAAUGAGGGGUUGCAUCAAUCGAUAAGUAAAUUGAAGGUGACGCAGGAUGAUUUGCUGAAGCGUAUGCAGGAGCAUGAACUAGCAACAGAUCAGCGUUUUAGUGGCUUACUGGCAGAUAUUGAAAGUAAACUGGCUGCGCUUAAGGAUGAUCACUUCAAGUUGCUCAAUCAGCAAAUUAAGUUGUCGCUGGUGGAAAUACUGGGCUUUAAAGAUAAGACAUUUGCCGGCGCUAAUUUAGAAGAUAUCGAUUUGCAGAAUUGGGUGCGUAGCAUGUUCGUCGCCAAAGAUUAUCUUGAAGAGCGUUUGCUGGCGCUCAAUAAGGGCACCGACAACAAAAUACGCGAUGAAAUCGAUCGUUCCGGUAUGCUGCUGAUGCGCGAUAUUAGCGAACGUUUAAAGCAUGAAAUACUCAUUGCCGUUGAGGCAAAGCAUAAUGAAAGUGUAGCGGCGUUAAAUGGGCAAAUCCAUACAGCGUUGUCCGAGGAGGAAGUUCAUAAAAUUGUGAAAUCGGUGCUGGCUAUCUACGAUGCUGACAAAACGGGUUUGGUAGACUUUGCGUUAGAGUCUGCUGGUGGACAAAUACUUUCGACGCGCUGCACUGAAAACUAUCAGACUAAAUCGGCGCAAAUAUCCAUAUUCGGUAUACCGCUCUGGUAUCCAACUAAUACGCCACGCAUAGCCAUUUCGCCGCACGUACAACCCGGGGAAUGCUGGGCAUUUCAAGGCUUUCCGGGAUUCUUGGUUUUGAAACUCAAUUCAAUGGUAUAUGUUACCGGUUUUACUUUGGAACAUAUACCGCGUUCGCUUUCGCCAAAUGGACGCAUUGAUUCAGCGCCAAGAAAUUUCACAGUUUGGGGUCUCGAGCACGAAAAGGACUACGAACCGGUGCUCUUCGGUGAGUUUGAAUACGUGGAUAAUGACGCCUCACUGCAAUACUUCCCAGUGAAAAAUAAAGAUAUCAAGCGGCCAUAUGAAAUCGUGGAGCUGCGUAUCGAAUCUAAUCACGGCCAUGCGCAGUACACGUGUCUCUAUCGUUUUCGCGUACAUGGCAAACCGCCGGCAGUGUAAAUCAAGAGGCCACAAAACUACGCAAAGUGUUUUAGUUUAUAUUUAUGCACAUAGUUUAUUGUAAAAAACGGCUAUUGUAAAAAGUUAAACCCUAUUAUAAGUUAAGGUAAGCACUUACAAUUGCAAACUAUUUAAUGUAAACUUUGUGCCUUAGAGUAAUGCAGAUGUACCACAGAAAGAGCACACAGUUGACAGUUUGGAAUUGAAGGCUUUAAGUAACAUCAAAAACGUAUGUUAGUUAUAAGUUACUAACAAACAAUAUAUUUUAUUAAUACCAUAUUGUAAAUAAAAGAAGUAAUAGCUGCCACAGUGAAGAAUAUAAAAUAUUAUAAAUAGUAUAUAAUGUAAUAGUACCUACCUAUGCGUAAGUGAAAUGGUUUCCUACAUUAUUUUUUAACUUGAAUUUAUUAAUGAAAAAGAGGCAAAGUAGUAUAGGGUCUUAAUUUACUGUUAAUUUAUUGAAGUACCCAUAGAAAAACUUAAAAUAGAAAUACAUGAAAGUUCUAGUUCUAAGUUAUUUUACGCUAAGUUAUUUAAACUACUGAAGUUUACAACAGUUGAAAAAAACUUAAGAACGAUACCUAAUUCUCUCUUUUUGAUACUUUUUUCAAUAAAAUCCCUAAAAUGGUUUGUAUAUUCGGCAUUAUUUUAAGAACUUAAAAUGUUUUCAAUCUGUAUGUUUUUGUCUAGGAACAACAUUAAUACCACACCUUUGAGAAAAAUACUUAAGAACGAAGCAAAAUAACAGUCAGGCGAAAGGGAAAAUUAUUAUGCCCAAUCCAGAACAGUGAUCGAAUUGUCUUCGAAAUACGUUCUUAUUAAAAUUUCUAAAUCGUCGGUAAGUUCCGUGAUUGGUGAGACGACCAUGGGGUAGAAUACUGCACGUUUUGGCCACCGCUCGUACUUCCUACCAUCUGGACUAUAUUUAUAUACUAGCUUUAACCCGCGGCCCGGCGCGCGUAGGAGUAGUUAGGAUAUGUAUAUAAAAGAAUUUCAAACAAUAAUUUCAUAGAAAAUAAUUUUUUAUUAAUAACGAUAAUAUUACAAUACCCGGCAUCCGUGGUAUGCUUCGUUGAAUAAAAUCAAAACAACCAAUCAGAAAAAUAUCAAGCAAAAAUAUUUUUAUUAAUUUUCUGUCUCAAACCGUUUUUGAACUUUGCAUUUGGGUCAUAGUUGAACAGCUUAUGGGGAUUAUGAAGUCUAGAGUGUGCUAUAAAUAGUGGGAAAUAGGAAAAACUAAAAUUUUUUAGAUUAAACUUAAGCAAAUAUUCGAUUAUUAGUGACGAAUGAGAGUGGUGGCGCGGCCUGGGGGCUGUGGGAAGGGAGUUCCAUCAUAAAAACAUGCCUAUAACAUUCAUUGGGUGAAAAUAUGAAAGUAUAAAAAUUUUUACGUCAUUUGGUGUUGUCGUUUCGUAGUGAUGUGCGGACAACGUACAGACAUUCACCUUUAUAGUAUAGAUAAUUGGCGCGUACACCCUCACCAUCUGGACUAAUUAUAUUUAUUUUCGUUUCAUCGCUGAAUAAAAUUUAACGCCACCGAUUUUGCGUUGGAUAUGUGCUUUCGAGCGGACUUAAUUCGGCGACGUCGUUGCGAUGCUGUUACCAAUGGCUUCUUCCAUGUCAGUCAACCGUAAAGUUCUGCUUCUGACAAUCGAAUCGCAACAGUUCUUUUUGUUAAUGGCAUUUUCAGGUGAACAUAAAUUUCUCAAUGGAUGUGGUGCUGGCACCUUUCUUGGAAUCCUGUAUUGGCAAUCUAACGACCAUCCUAUAAAUUUGGCUAGUAGUCUUUCUGGGAACGUUUUCUAUAGUUGUAUGCUCGGAAAAAUAUUUCAAAUCAUAAACCCAUCGUUUUUGAGACGUUUAAUUGUGUAGGAUAUUCCAGUCGUAGGACAAUCAGGCCUUUUCAGGUAUAUUUCUUCUACUAAAAAAUCAAUGCGAACCCUUCAAGAGAAAUAGAUAAAUGGACGCGUUUCAAUGGAUGUGAUCACAGCAAAUAUUUUCAAGCACAAAAAGCACUGUUACGGCACCGUACGCGAUGAAAGUCGUCCAUAUAUGUGUGUCAUUGCAUCGUUCUUAAGUAUUUUUCAACGGCUGUAUGUAUUUAUUUAUUCCGAAACUUAGAUUUAAGUCAUUUCUUAUGAGUUAACACAUUUUGCAAUCCAACAUACAAACCAAACAUUGUAUAAAUUUACUUAUAAAUAUAAAACAUUAGUAACUAAUAACUUUCGUACGCUUGCCAAUGAUUACUAAAUAUACUUACUUAAACUUACUUAACACUUAAGUACUAAUUAGUUGAGUGUAAACAAGUAGUUUAAACAUUUAAAUUUUAAAAGAAAACUCAGAAUGAAAAUUUGUGUCACUCAAAUAUUUACUAAGUUGUUACUAAAUAUUUUUUUAUUAUGGACUUAGCCAGACACAAAGUUAUCAUACCGAAGUGUUUUAUAU